Molecule: messenger RNA, 1344 nt
Organism: Parnassius apollo (apollo)
Lineage: Eukaryota; Metazoa; Arthropoda; Insecta; Lepidoptera; Papilionidae
Source: the annotation of a GenBank genome assembly
AUGAAUAUUUUACAAGAAGCAGUUCAUUUAACCACAUUUAAUGUGAUUACGGAAGAGGACUACAUUUGUGAAGCGUGCUUUGAUGUAUCCAUGCAGUCUAUUAAUGCUCAAAUUCAUGGAAACAAUGAGUGUCAUCCAUCUGCUUGUUCAUCUCGCCUUGGUCAUACUCAAGUGUGCCCUUUGCUUUGUGGUCGAUCAAUGCUCAAUCGUCAAAGUGACCAUAUUCACAAAGAAAACCCAUCAAGCCUCACACUAAGAAUGAUCAACUUAAUUCGAGCUACUGUAGCACCUCGUCAGAUAUCACAAUAUGAUCGUGUAUGUCAUGCCUGUUGGUUGAGGUUUAAAAGACAAGCUCUUUUAACUCAACAACAGGAUGAAAGAAGAGGCUUAGAAGGUGAUGAGACUCCUCACGGUCAAGAAGAAGUGGAACAGCCUGUUGAUGCAGUUCAUGUUCCAGAAUUACAACCUCCCCCGUUUCUUGCAAGUACAGAUGAAAGGGAUUCGUCUGUAGAAUCAGUUGCAGCUCCAGAGCAAACUGAAAAUAUAGGUCCUGUAGUUUUCCACAAGUUGACAGGAGUCGACAAGGGUAUUGCGGUAUACGGCCUCAACAGUCCAAAGGACAAAAAUGCCCUGGGUUUUGACGUCGUAAAAUCCAUGAAGGAAGUAAAUGCACUAAUUCGAGAAGACACAAAAAUAUCUGUCGUCAUUUUACAUAGCCUGGUACGAGGAAUAUUCUGUGCAGGUGCAAACUUGAAAGAAAGAUUUAAAAUGUCAGAUGACGAAGCUAUAAAUUUUGUGAAAGGGCUCAGGGAAACAUUCAUAGAAAUAGAAGAUCUUCCUAUGCCAACCAUAGCUGCCAUUGACGGUGUGGCUGUAGGCGGCGGCCUGGAACUGGCCCUGGCCUGUGACAUAAGAGUAGCCGCAGAAACCUCUAGAUUGGGCUUAGUGGAGACCGGCAGAGGCCUCAUACCUGGUGCAGGUGGCACUCAACGUCUUCCACGUGUAAUCCACCCCAGCAUAGCCAAGGAACUGAUAUUUACUUCAAGAAUUGUUAAUGGAAAAGAGGCAAAGGAAUUAGGCAUAGUCAACCAUACGGUGCCGCAGAACGAGAAUCAUAACGCGGCGUUUGAGAAAGCGCUUGAAUUGGCCAGAGAGAUACUGUCCAACGCGCCUAUAGCUCUUCGCUGCGCCAAGCAAGCUAUAAACGAAGGUGUUCAGCUCAGCAUCAAGGACGGUUACGAAGUGGAACAGAAAUACUAUGAAAUAAAUGUACCGACAAAGGACAGACAAGAAGGCAUGAUCUCCUUCAUCGAGAAGAGGAAACCUAAAUACAAAGGGCAUUAA